AAGAACCUCUAAUGCUGAUAUUCUACCACAAAGGAAAAAUUCCAUUUUUUAGUAAUACUGUUUAAUAUAAACCAAGUACAUAAAGCCAUAUCUACUGUAUUGUCAUUUGAUAACUUAAAAGUACUAAUAACAUUGUGACUACUUACAUUUCUACAAACACAUAUUUUGGUCGAAAGUCUUCUGAGAAGUUGAAUGCAUUAGAAUAUAAUGAUAGAUAAACAUUUAUUUGCAUGUAAAACUUUUACUCACUAGCUUUUACUAUUGUUUCACUCUCAUUUACAACCUCAUAGGCUAAAUUAACCCCUAAUGAAACAUUUUCUUGAUAUUAAUAACAUACGUCUAUAUCUGAAGUUUACCGACACAUUUUCUAACAAUUGCUUUGGAUUGUUUUUUGAGGUUUUUAUAUUCCACAAAUGAGUGUCUAAACAAAUACAGUUUAACAACAUACAUUGAAAGAGAAUUUGAAAUAUCUAAAUAAUGACUCCAUAGUUAAUAGAAUAUUUGACUAUUAGUAAUCUUGAUAUAUAAAUGUGGUUGUUAGUGACUCCUAACCAUUUAUGGGUCAUGGUGGCCCCCUUAUUAAACUGAAAAACAGUCUAGAAAUGUAACUCUCCACUGAAGGCUGACAACGCACUAUUCUGAAGGCUUUCAUCUUUAUCCCGAGUAAGGGUUACUUCCUCAUAACUUGUUAAUGGAUAAGUUUUUAAGGGUUACUAACAUGUAUUAUUUAUAACAUAAAACUAUUAUUACUAAAAUUUAUGAGGCCUUGGAGUCAGCAUUCUACCAAGUAUGUGGUAAUACUGCAAAACUAAUUAUGCUUGAGAUAUAGUGAAAAGGUUGAAUUUCCUGCAAUUUUAGUGGGGAGCACUUUAAUAGGGUAUUAAUCUUGUGAAUUGUUUAUGGUUUUCAAUUGCUGCUACUCAAUUUAUUUUUGUCAAUUUAUUCUUUAAUAUUUUAUUUCACUUAUAUUUUUUAUUUUAUAAUAUCAACUUUUAUUACAGAUUAAAAGGUGCAUGCAUGGGUUUCUUACAUGGGUAUAUGGCCUGACACUAAGGAUUGAGGUAUAAAUGAUCUCAUCAGCCAGGUAGUGAGCAUAGUACUUAAUGGUAUCAUUUAUAUUUGAUUGUCGUUUUGUUUCAGACUUUGCAGGUUUUCUGCAUUGCAUUUUUCUUCCUUUGGAAAAGUAGGAGGAGGGUUUGGAGUUAUUUUGUCCUAAGAAAUAAAGCGUGAGGAAAAUUGUUGUAAAAAGUUAGCCAGAUUACUCAGUUACUUUAGAAUACAUUAAUUUUCUAAUAUUACAGGUCCAAAACCAUACUGGAGUAAGUCUGUUUUUAUUCAGUUUCUCCUCUUGAUCUAUAAAUUACUUUAGAGUAAUCUGCUCAGAAGCUUUACUUGAUGUCAGAGUUACACUUAAUCCCACUUAAAAACCAUGAGAAAAGAUAGAAAAAAAGUAUAGCUAUGUAGAGAUACCAUUGCCAUUGAUAACAUUCUGAUACUGUAGUUUCUUUUAUGAUUUUUGUUACAAAACUACAAGUAUAUUUUCUACUGGUUCUCGAAGGUACCUAAGAAAUACCAUUAGCACAUGGAGUAUUUCUCCUAAUAGAUGAUACUUAGUCAGAAAUCAAAUUGGAUAGAGUUCACUCGUGGUAGUAAGUUCUAUUAAGAUAGAAAGCUACAAUAGGUAGAAAGUUUUCUGUUGAGGCCUCUAUGAAAAACCCUUUUGAAAAUGAAUACAUUUCGAUUUAAACAAUACAGAGAAGUCAAAAUGGACACAAUCAUCUUGUGGAGUCUCCUAUUGCUGUUUUUUGGAAGUCAAGCCUCAAGACCCUCAGCUAAAAAAAAUACCGAAUUUGCUGUGGAUCUUUAUCAAGAGGUUUCCUUAUCUCAUAAGAACAACAUUAUAUUUUCACCCCUUGGAAUAACUUUGAUUCUUGAAAUGGUACAAAUGGGAGCCAAAGGAAAAGCACAGCAGCAGAUAAGACAAACUUUAAAACAACAGGAAACCUCAGCUGGGGAAGAAUUUUUCGAACUGAAGUCAUUUUUCUCUGCCAUCUCAGAAAAAAAACAGGAAUUUACAUUUAAUCUUGCCAAUGCCCUCUACCUUCAAGAAGGAUUCACUGUGAAAGAACAGUAUCUCCAUAGCAACAAGGAAUUUUUUCAGAGUGCUAUAAAACUGGUGGAUUUUCAAGAUGCGAAAGCUUGUGCAGAGAUGAUAAGUACCUGGGUAGAAAGCAAAACAGAUGGAAAAAUUAAAGACAUGUUUUCAGGGGAAGAAUUUGGCCCUCUGACUCGGCUUGUCCUGGUGAAUGCUAUUUAUUUCAAAGGAGAUUGGAAACAGAAAUUCAGAAAAGAGGACACACAGCUGAUAAAUUUUACUAAGAAAAAUGGUUCAACUGUUAGAAUUCCAAUGAUGAAGGCUCUUCUGAGAACAAAAUAUGGUUAUUUUUCUGAAUCUUCCAUGAACUACCAAGUUUUAGAAUUGCCUUAUAAAGGUGAUGAAUUUAGUUUAAUUAUCAUACUUCCUGCAGAAGGUAUGAAUAUAGAAGAAGUAGAAAAACUGAUUACUGCUCAACAAAUUCUAAAAUGGCUUUCUGAGAUGCAAGAAGAGGAAGUGGAAAUAAGCCUCCCUAGAUUUAAAGUAGAACAAAAAGUAGACUUCAAAGAUGUUUUGUAUUCUUUGAACAUAACUGAGAUAUUUAGUGGUGGCUGCGACCUUUCUGGAAUAACAGAUUCAUCUGAAGUAUAUGUUUCUCAAGUCAUGCAAAAAGUUUUCUUUGAGAUAAAUGAGGAUGGCAGUGAAGCUGCAACAUCAACUGGUAUACACAUCCCUGUGAUCAUGAGUCUGGCUCGAAACCAAUUUACAGCAAAUCAUCCAUUUCUGUUCAUUAUGAAGCAUAACCCAACAGAAUCAAUUUUGUUUAUGGGAAGAGUGACGAAUCCUGACACCCAAGAGAUGAAAGGAAGAGAUUUAGAUUCACUGUGAAUGAAAAGCACAGCCUCAGAAUAAACGAUGAUUUCUGGAAAAUAGUUGAUUGGCAAAAUAUCCUCAUCUUGACAAUAUUUGCUCUACAUCUUAUUUCUUUUCUGUUUUAAACUGUGCCUGUAAUAAUAGAGAUCUGUCUUGAUGAAUAAGUAAAAUUAGGUAUGCAUUUGUUUC
Molecule: messenger RNA, 3157 nt
Organism: Sapajus apella (tufted capuchin)
Lineage: Eukaryota; Metazoa; Chordata; Mammalia; Primates; Cebidae
Gene: SERPINI2
Product: serpin family I member 2
Exons: 8
Coding region: 1727-2983 (418 amino acids)
Biological process (GO): negative regulation of endopeptidase activity
Molecular function (GO): serine-type endopeptidase inhibitor activity
Source: RefSeq, a predicted model, not a curated record